AUGCAUUCCCCCGUUACCCCGAUCGCUUUCGAUGCAUCGAACCCUUCCUAUCCGUAUGUCUUGCAUACGCCCCGGGGAUGUCUGCGCGCAGUCAAGGUUGCACAUUGUACCAAUGGCAUUGCGGGGCAUUUACUCCCGGGGCUCCGCGGUGCGGUUUACCCCUUCAAGGGAACGAUGACAGUGCAAGAUGCAGGCAGUGCUUUUCCCAACCGCGGAGCGGAUCUCUCAUGGGGAUUCCACUAUCCUGUUAUCUAUGACAAACAGUCGAGUCGGUAUGCCGCCGGGUUGUACUAUCUUAUGCAAAACGCAAAAACAGGAUAUUUCUUCUUCGGCGGAGAGGAUACCCAGAUUAAGCAGUUACAGGAUAAACUGCCAACAUUUCUUGGCCACAACCGUCCGGCGCAAUGGAGGUUAGUUGGUGGAUGGAGUGGAAUUAUGGGCUUCUCUGCAGAUGGCCUUCCUGUGGUGGGACGCGCGAAAGCCUCGAUGGCAGGGCGGCAGAGCGAGGGGGUAUUUCUUGCAGUCGCAUCCAAUGGGUAUGGAAUGGCCAACUGUUUGUUGGCAGGAGAGGCGUUGGCGAAGAUAAUGCUGGGGGAGGAUGUCAGCGCAUGGUUACCAACGGCAUACCGGAUUCACGAGACACUGUUGAAAGAAUUGUUGACGGUGGACUAA
Messenger RNA from Aspergillus alliaceus, 672 nucleotides. RefSeq lists its product as uncharacterized. Bases 1 to 672 code for a protein of 223 amino acids. Gene Ontology annotation, molecular function: oxidoreductase activity. Gene Ontology annotation, cellular component: cytoplasm. NCBI's taxonomy places the organism in Eukaryota, Fungi, Ascomycota, Eurotiomycetes, Eurotiales, Aspergillaceae. The record is from RefSeq and is a predicted model, not a curated record. The transcript has 2 exons.